AUGCAUUUAAAAAUUAAAUUUGUUACCAGUGAUGUAUGGGACGAUGAUCCCGGUGUUGACCUAGCGGACAUUACGCUAGAAUUGGGCGAGAUCGACUAUGGCGCGCGGCUGCACGAGCGGUUCGAGCAAGCGCCAGCUCAGCUGACCAAACGGUUCCUCAACGCGCUGCCGGCCGCUUCGUCGGCCGUGCUCGAUGCACCGCCCCGUUCGCAGUACAACGAUGACCGGUGCCUGUCACCGCUGUCACGACCGUUUCCGGUGCCGAAUCCUAACCUCGGCGUCAGUACGUUCCCGCGCAUGAAGGCCGCGUUCGACGAGGACGACGACUCGAAUCGAACGCCAAAGCAUCGGUUCUUCCGCAACUACAGCUUCGAUUUUCUGAAACAGAAGCAGCUGAAAGCGAAAAUUGCGUCGGCAGCCGAGAAGAAGCACAUCUUUUCCAUCGUCGGACACUAUCCGGCGCUGCGGAAGGCGCUCAAAACACGCCACUGGCUCGAGAAGCAAACGUUUCGGAGUGCCCUGCUGCGCGAUCUGUCGCACCACGCGCUGCUGCAGAAGGCGUCCAACGGGAACGAGUACGAGGAGGCGCUGGUGUCGAAGUUUCUCAAACCGUACCUGCCGUACUUUAUCUGGCAGCACCGGAACAUGCGCGACUGCAAGCAGGACAGGUUCUACGCCCCGUUCCGUAGCCGGAUCCACUACGAGCGGCCGUACGACUUUGCCGUCAAGGAGAACCUGAUACGGCUGAUCAAUGCGGCCCACUGGCACCAGGAGGAGGGAUUCGCCGUGUUGGAUUACCCGCGAACGUAUCUGCUCGAUACGGAGGACAUCAUCACGAAGUUCCAGGAAGACUACCAGCUGACGAUCGUCAGUAGCUUUCUGUAUCACAUGUCGAAGCAGCUGGAGUUUACGUUCGACGACGACGGGACGCUGACGACCGAUGUGCUGCGGACGGCCAUGGCGUAUCUGCAGUACCACAUGGGUUGCGCCCAGCACGAGGACAUCGACCACGAGGAGUUCUGUGAGCCACUGCUGACGCCCGAGAAUCGGCACGACAUGGAGCGGAUACUGGCCGGGGAGCUGCAGUUCCGCAGCAUACCGGGCUAUGAGGUGCUGUCGCUUGUCGCCCAGGUCAAGAAGCUGGUGCACGAGGCGACGAAAGUGUUCCCGGAUAUGAAGAUCGACGGUAUGCGGAACAUGUGGAUCCUGAAGCCGGGCAAUCGGUGUCGCGGCCUCGGCAUUAUGAUCUUCAACGACGACCGCAAACUGCUCGAGCACGUCGAUACGAAUCCGGACGUCAAGUACGUCGCCCAGAAGUACAUCGAGCGUCCGUUGCUUAUCCACAGCACCAAGUUCGACGUGCGCCAGUACUUCCUCAUCACCUACACGAACAACCUGCUCAAGGUGUGGAUGUACAAGAACUGCUAUCUGCGGUUCAGCACGCAGCAGUUCAAUCUGGACGACUUCAGCGAGUCGAUCCACCUGACCAACUACUCCAUCCAAAAGAACUACGUCAAAGAGGUGCGGGACGGUGGGGAAGCGCUGCCAACGUGCAACAUGUGGUCACUGCGCCGCUUCCAGGAGCACCUGCAGUCGCUCGACAAAGGCUUCUACUGGGAGCGUAAAAUCUACCCCGACAUGAAGAAGAACAUCCUGGCGAUCGUGUGCGCCAGCCUGGACGGCAUGAAGAUGGAGCGCAACAUGUUCGAACUUUACGGGGCAGAUUUCAUGUUGACGGAGAACUUUCGCACGAUGCUGAUCGAAAUCAACACCAGCCCGGACCUAUCGUCGUCGACCGAAGUGACGGCGGUCAUCUGUCCCGCGGUGCUCGAAGAUCUCGUAAAGGUGGUCAUCGACAAUACGAAGGACAAACGGGCGGGAACGGGACAGUUCGAGAUGAUUCACUCGCUCGAAAUACCACGGGUUGCACCGUACGGCUAUGGGUUGACGGUGGACGGCCGUUCCCUGCAGUCGAAGCACCGAUCGAGGAGCCCGCUGCCUCCACUGGCUGCUGCCUGCCCGGGGCCGACGCCGGCGAUCCCUUCCAGUUCGCUGUCGGCGGCCGUGCAGAGUGCACGCAGUAUGCAGCCGCCGGUCGCUCCGGGAAGCACCAAACAGCCCUACCGUAUAACAGGAACGAGCAGCAGUUCCGGGUCCAGUCGAGGUAGCAAAACAUCGCUCACCAAUAUGCACCUGGAGCGUCCUCGUUCGACGCUGAAGUAG
This is a messenger RNA of Anopheles cruzii, 2223 nucleotides long. It is a transcript of the gene TTLL3B, whose product is annotated as tubulin glycylase 3B. NCBI's taxonomy places the organism in Eukaryota, Metazoa, Arthropoda, Insecta, Diptera, Culicidae. Gene Ontology annotation, molecular function: protein-glycine ligase activity, initiating; metal ion binding; ATP binding. The transcript has 3 exons. Gene Ontology annotation, biological process: cilium movement; protein polyglycylation; cilium assembly. Bases 1 to 2223 code for a protein of 740 amino acids. The record is from RefSeq and is a predicted model, not a curated record. Gene Ontology annotation, cellular component: cilium.